This is a messenger RNA of Drosophila nasuta, 1612 nucleotides long. RefSeq names its product WD repeat-containing protein 1 l(2)09851. The transcript has a single exon. The record is from RefSeq and is a predicted model, not a curated record. NCBI's taxonomy places the organism in Eukaryota, Metazoa, Arthropoda, Insecta, Diptera, Drosophilidae. Gene Ontology annotation, cellular component: nucleolus. Gene Ontology annotation, molecular function: protein binding. Gene Ontology annotation, biological process: ribosome biogenesis. Bases 221 to 1612 code for a protein of 463 amino acids.
AAAUUUUAAACAUUAAGAGUUUUUCGUAUAUGUGCAUUAAUAUUUUUAAAUGUUUAAUUUAAAAAACAAAUUCAUAAACUUAACGAAGAACAGCUGAUUGCAGGCCAUUCAUUCGACUUUCAAUGCUGGUCACACUAUUCGGCAAUCCAAUUGCACGUGCAGCGCCAAAACAACACAUUUUUUGUGGGGAAGUACGAUUGCAAAUUGUUUUGAAUUGUCUAUGCAACCGCCCAAGGAUGAAGUCGAUAUGGAGGUGGUAGAGCCCGAGGAUGCCGAAAGUGACAUGGAGCCCGUUAGCGACAGCGACGACGAUGCCGACGGCACCACAAAGCAACCCAAACAAGUCUAUCUGCCAGGCAAAACGCUGGCCGAAGACGAAGAGUUGGUGUGUGAUGAGAGCGCCUACGUGAUGCUUCAUCAAGCCUCUACGGGCGCACCCUGCCUCAGCUUCGAUGUCAUUCCCGACGAAUUGGGCACAGGACGCGAAGCAUUCCCCCUGACCGCUUACAUUGUGGCUGGAACUCAAGCAGCUCGUGCACAUGUCAACAAUCUGAUUGUGAUGAAGAUGGGCAAUCUGCACAAGACGCAGGAUGACGACGAAGCUGACGAAGAGGACUAUGAGGAGCUGGACGACGAUCAGGACGAUGUAGCCGACAAAAGUGAGCUGAAAAAACCACAAAUGAGCUGCGCCCUCAUCAAGCAUCAGGGCUGCGUGAAUCGUGUGCGUGCUCGUCGCCUUGGCAAUAAUGUGUUUGCCGCAUCGUGGAGCGAACUGGGACGUGUAAACAUCUGGAAUCUAUCGCAGCAGCUGCAGGCCGUCGAGGAUGCUGAGCUGCUGAAGCAAUACGAGCAGCAGCAGAGCGCCAACUCUGAUUCCCGUCCAGCUUUCACAUUUAGCGGUCAUCAGCAGGAGGGAUUUGCCAUCGACUGGAGCCCCAGCGCGGAGGGAGUGCUGGCAACUGGCGACUGUCGUCGUGAUAUACACAUCUGGAGUCCGUUGGAGGAUGGCAGCUGGAAGGUGGAUCAGCGUCCGUUGCUAGGUCACACGGCAUCCGUCGAGGAUUUGCAGUGGAGUCCCAAUGAGCGCAGCGUGCUGGCAUCCUGCUCGGUGGACAAAUCCAUACGCAUUUGGGAUUGCCGUGCGGCGCCACAGAAAGCGUGCAUGCUCAGUUGUGAGAAUGCGCACAGCAGCGACAUCAAUGUGAUCUCGUGGAACCACACGGAACCCUUCAUUGCCAGCGGCGGCGACGAUGGUUUCCUGCACAUCUGGGAUUUGCGUCAGUUCAAGACACAGAAACCAAUUGCGACGUUUAAGCAUCAUACGGAUCACAUAACCACCGUGGAGUGGAAUCCCAAUGAGGCCACAGUGCUCGCUUCGGGCGGCGAUGAUGAUCAGAUUGCCAUCUGGGAUUUGGCUGUGGAGAAGGAUGCGGAUCAAGCUCCGGCGCCAGCACAGAACGAAGAUGAGCUGAGCAAGCUGCCACCGCAACUGCUGUUCAUCCAUCAAGGACAAAAGGAGAUCAAGGAGCUGCACUGGCAUCCACAGCUGCCGGGCGUUAUGCUAUCGACGGCGCACAGCGGCUUCAACAUCUUCCGCACGAUCAGCGUCUGA